AGUCCGCCGUCGGAGGCUGGAGCCGCCUGAUGUCGGAAGUUCGGGAACAAAUAGACCUCUCAAAACAAGUUAUUUAGUCAGUUUCUUGCAAUGUAUCGUUGUUCUCCCCUUUUCUGAGAUUGUAUAUGGGAUACGAUACGCACAAAUCUACUGUAAUAGCCGCCGUGUAAUUGCUUUCGGAUUUGACAGAAAUCGGAAAUAACCCCGCAUUACGCUAGCAGUAGAACUGAACACCCGGAGUAACCCGAGCACCUCUGUAUUGUGCUAAGGUUUGCUAGCUUUGCGGAGACCCGAAAUAAUCAAGUGAAACCAUGGGGAACCGGGGGAUGGAGGAAUUGAUCCCCCUGAUCAACCAACUUCAGGAUGCCUUCAGCCAAAUUGGACAGAGUUGCAACUUGGAUUUGCCCCAGAUAGCCGUGGUCGGUGGACAGAGCGCUGGGAAAAGCUCCGUUUUGGAAAACUUCGUUGGGAGGGACUUCCUUCCCCGAGGGUCGGGCAUCGUCACACGUCGUCCUCUGGUGCUGCAGCUGGUGAAUAACAAAGCGGAAUAUGCAGAGUUCUUGCACUGUAAGGGAAAGAAGUUUGUGGAUUUCGAUGAGGUGCGUCAGGAGAUUGAGAAUGAGACGGAUCGCAUCACCGGGGGCAACAAGGGCAUCUCCCCCAUCCCCAUCAACCUCAAAGUCUACUCACCCAAUGUGCUUAACCUGACGCUGAUCGACCUGCCGGGUAUGACCAAGGUUGCCGUGGGAGACCAGCCGGUGGACAUAGAGUUCCAGAUCCGGGACAUGUUGAUGCAGUUCAUCACCAAGGAGAGCUGUCUCAUCCUGGCCGUCACCCCCGCCAACACCGACCUCGCCAACUCAGACGCACUCAAGAUCGCCAAGGAGGUCGACCCUCAGGGGCUCCGCACUAUUGGCGUCAUGACCAAAUUGGACCUGAUGGAUGAAGGCACUGAUGCACGAGAUAUCCUUGAAAACAAACUGCUCCCCCUGCGCAGAGGCUACAUUGGAGUGGUGAACCGCAGUCAGAAGGACAUAGAUGGGCGUAAGGACAUCCGAGCUGCCCAGGCAGCUGAGAGGAAGUUCUUCCUGUCCCACCCCAGCUACAGGCACAUGGCCGAGCGCAUGGGCACGCCCCACCUGCAGAAGACCCUCAACCAGCAACUGACCAACCACAUCCGGGACACGCUGCCAGGGCUGCGCAGCAAACUGCAGUCCCAGCUGCUCUCGCUGGAGAAGGAGGUGGAGGAGUACAAGAACUUCAGGCCCGACGACCCCACCCGCAAGACCAAGGCUCUCCUACAGAUGGUGCAGCAGUUUGGCGUGGACUUUGAGAAGCGCAUCGAGGGCUCCGGAGACCAGGUGGACACCAAGGAGCUGUCAGGCGGAGCCAAGAUCAACCGCAUCUUCCACGAGCGCUUCCCCUUUGAGCUGGUCAAGAUUGUGUUCGAUGAGAAGGAGCUGAGGAAAGAGAUCAGUCACGCCAUCAAGAACGUCCACGGUGUCAGAACGGGCCUGUUCACGCCAGACCUGGCGUUUGAAGCCAUCGUGAAAAAGCAGAUCGUUAAGGUGAAAGAGCCCUGUAUCAAAUGUAUCGAUCUGGUCAUUCAGGAGCUCAUCAACACGGUCAGGGGUUGCACCAGCAAGCUGGGCUCCUACCCCCGCCUGAGGGAGGAGACGGAGAGGAUCGUAUCCACCCACGUCAGGGAGAGGGAGGGCAGGACCAAGGACCAGGUUCUUCUGCUGAUUGACAUUGAGCUGUCGUACAUCAACACCAACCAUGAGGACUUCAUCGGAUUUGCCAACCUUGACUUCCGAAGGCUGGACGAUGGUGGUUCACCAGGGUUCGCCAACAACAGUGCACAGCAGAGGAACACCCAUGCCAACAAGAAAAGGGCCAUCCCCAACCAGCUAGGGGGCCUCGUUGAGGGCGAGAUGGUGGAAAAGGUGAUCCGGAAAGGCUGGCUCACCAUCAACAUCAGCAUCAUGAAGGGAGGCUCUAAGGAGUACUGGUUCAUCCUCACCGCAGAGUCGCUGUCCUGGUACAAGGAUGAGGAGGAGAAGGAGAAGAAGUACAUGCUGCCCCUGGAUAACCUGAAGAUCCGGGACGUAGAGAAAGGGUUCAUGUCCACCAAGCACAUUUUCGCCAUCUUCAACACUGAGCAAAGGAACGUCUAUAAGGACCUGCGUCAGAUUGAGCUGGCGUGUGACUCGCAGGACGACGUGGACAGCUGGAAGGCCUCCUUCCUCAGGGCCGGAGUCUAUCCAGAGAAGGACCAGGUGGACCAGGAGGAUUCGGGCCCUCAGGAGAGCUUCUCCAUGGAUCCCCAGCUGGAGCGGCAGGUGGAGACCAUCAGGAACCUGGUGGACUCCUACAUCGGCAUCGUCAACAAGACCGUCCGAGACCUCAUCCCCAAAUCCAUCAUGCACCUCAUGAUAAACAGCACCAAGGAGUUCAUCCACUGCGAGCUGCUGUCCUACCUGUACAGCUCAGGGGACCAGAACAGUCUGAUGGAGGAGUCAGCUGACCAGGCGCAGCGCCGUGACGAGAUGCUGCGCAUGUACCACGCCCUGAAGGAGGCGCUCAGGAUCAUCGGAGACAUCAGCACCACCACCAUCACCGUGCCCGUACCACCGCCUGUGGACAGCACCUGGAUCGCACCAGCGCCCGCAUCUCAGCCCAAGCCCCAGGCCCCGGCACCUUCUCACCCCAGCCGGCCCCCACCGGUCCGGGGCCCGACCCCCGGCCCCCCUCCCCUGAUGCCCACUCCGGCGGCGCCCCCCAUCCCCUCUCGCCCUGGGCCCCCCAUCAACGCCUACAACAACAGCGCCCAGGACCCCUUCAGCGCGCCACCCCAGAUUCCCUCGCGGCCUGCCCGCGUGCCCCCUGGCGUCCCCAGCCGAAGACCCCCGAGCGCUCCCCACCGGCCCACCAUUAUCCGCCCGGCGGAGCCGUCCCUGCUUGACUAGGCCCGAGCCUGGAGCAGGCCUUUGGGGACUGGGGGAGGAGAGGGGAAGGGGUGUGGUGCCCCGAGCCUGGAGCUGUGUGGCUGAGCUCAAGAGAGGGAGGGAGGAGGGAGGGAGGGAGAGGGGGCCAUCAGCAUCCAACAAAAGCAAUGCAUGUGGAUUUGUUUUCCUUUGCCUUUCUUUGCCUUUUUUAAUUUCUCCUUGAUGCAUCCAUCCUUACCAGUAGGACCUAGUAUAGUUAUCCACUCUGGCUCAAAGGAAAAGAACGAUCUGUCCUCUCAGUAUGGGGCAGCUGCAGAUGUUGAUCAUUGCAUUGCAUUAAAUUCAGGGUGAUGGGAGAAUCUAACCAUAAGUUAAGAGCGUUAAGACAUCACGGGGCCUGUGUGAAUGACGGCUAGCUUUGAUUAAUCAAGAGUAACAAGCUGAUGUGGUUUUGAUGCCGAAGAAUGCUGUGGAGACUCCUUAUGUUUUUUUGUUGUUGUUUUUUUACCACAUCCCUCGGGUGGAUCUUUGGCUUUUUUUUAUUCCGUGUAAUAUGCUUUGAUGGCUGCAAGCCACUAGGGGGCACUAUGUGUGAGCCCUCUGAGCUGGAAGUGUGGCUCUUUGAAAUGGUGAUGGGGGAAACUCUGCUGGUUUUUAGAUGCUCUUAACGCUGCUGGGCUGCCCCCAACCCUCCCUCCUUCCCCCAUGUAGCGAUCUCUCUGCUCUGUAAGAUUACACCACCCCCUACACCAUCAGCCUCAGCCCCAGAGCCAAACCUGCAGACCUCAUCAUCCGCCGUGUCGUGUGUCAUGUUAUGUACAGACCCAUCCUGUGGUUCCAUCCUUAGAGGUUUUCUAUCAUCCGAGUGCACACUGAAAGUAGGCGACCAUUGCUGUUCGUUGUUGUUGCUGAUGUGUUAGGAAUGGCUUUUUAGGAGUCUGCUUCCAGCACUAGGGAGUCAUAAUAACUUUGUUGUAAAAUAACUUUGACAACGACCAACACUUUACACACUGCCUCAGCGACCGACCGCCAUUCUGCAGUCAUGUAACUUUGGGCAACACUUCGACUUCAUAAUAACGCCAUUUAGAUUUUAUUUUGUGAAUUACACAACUGAGAUCUGGUGUCACUGUCCACUUGAAGAUGUGGGGAACUAUGUACAUUAUUAGUUAACCUGCUAAAACAAAAAUGAUUGUUAUUGCUCUUGUUAUAAAUAUCAUAGAAUGAUUUAUAAUGUAAUGCGUUUGUUUAUUACGUCCAAAAAGAUUUUUCAUUUUAAGCCUUCGUUUUAAGUUUUCCUGUGUUAAAGGGGAUAAAUUAAUUAAUAUUUAAUAAUAUUGUUAUUACAUAUACAAUUAUCGAUCCGGAAACCAAUGACACUGUAAAUAACGCCGUACUGAAGAAGCUUAAAAACACAGUUUGGAUUUUUUUGUUCUCAUUAAUCAGUGCUUUUUAAGUUCAUCGUUAUUGAAAACGCCAUCUACAGUCCCAUUAUUUAGAUAUUUUCCUGGAGUUCAAGUUUCAAUUGAGCUCUGAAUACUGAAGCAGUACGGCACAUUAGUAACUAUAGUAACAGUAACUAUGGCACAUAGAAUACAAUGAGCACUUCCAUAGGCCUAGAACAUGCAGGUGUGAUUGUGAGAGUGAAAGGUGUGUGAGAGAGUGCAUGCAUGCGUGUGUGUGUGCGUGUUUACUGUCUUGAACAUUGACAUGGGGGUUGAUAAUACCUGCGCUCUUAUGUUGUCAAUUACAAUUGGUGUACCAGCUAGAAACUGUGACCCUUCCAACUUGACAACUCAAAACUUGAGCUCGGCCUCAUCUAGUCUUGCAUGUGUCCAAGACAACCUCAACCUUAACGUUAGGCCUCCAGGGAUCUGGUUUCAAGGGAAAUGUACAUACACUGCCAGAACACAUAGCGAGGACCACUAAAAGCAGUUUCACCAAGACCCCGACAUAAGGCAAAGAAUGGAGAAAAGUGGUCAUGAGGUGUCUUUUUUUAUUCUCCUCUACUCGUAUUGUAGUUCUGAUGCCCAUAUUUUUUUGUUUUCCAAUCAUCACACGUUGUACAGUGAAGAGAGGAGAAUGGUCAUCUUCCGAGCCGGGUAUCGGGCCACGUAGGCCGCUCGGCAGAUCAGAUGCGUCAGGGGAAGUACCCUGCCUGGCUCCCCUUCAUCUGCUCUAAUAAUAUAGGUGUGAUUAUUACUAAUAGUAGUAACACUAACAACUGUAAACGGGGCGAUAGGGAAUGGGGAAAGAAGAAAUUUCAGAUUGCAAUGUGGAAAUGUUUUUAUUUAUACCCAGGGCAUUUGAGAUCAUGUUUUAGAUUUAGUCAAAUUAAUUGUUUGAAUUGAUUAUUGGCGUUUCCCCCCUAUGAAAGGGUGAAGUGGCUAUGUUUUUUCCCCCUUAGAAUGCCACCAUGGAAUCUCUCCAGAAUUCUGUUUGGUGUGCCAUCUUGGGCGUAACGAUUUGCUCUUACACAGAGUUUUCUCUUACUUGAUGUGGAGAACUGUGGGCAGAGGAAGCCUUGAUUGAUUGAUUGAUUGAUUGAUUGAUUGAUUGAUUGAUUGAUUGAUCUAUCUAUCUGAAUGACUCUGUUUUUGUUGUCUUUAAUAAAUAUAUAUUGACAUUGCGUUAUAUUGUGGUGGCUGAUUUGGAGCUGAUGACUGGAGGGAGCGUAAUGAGAGAGCUGAUUAAUGAAAUUGAAUUGAUGCAUCUCCCCCUCUCACCCCUAAGGCCCUUAUGGCGCUGGCAGUUCAACUGUUUUCUCACGGUGCCUCUGGGAGAGGAAAACCUUUGCAAUGAAUCUAUUCAUGCUUCUUCAUGAUCUAUUCAUGAUGAUUUUUUUUUUGUUUGGUGUCGUUUGCUUUGUUGUUUUGUUUUGUUUUUUUUUCAUCCUCUCCGAAUAAGUCUGUCUGUACAUAUGAUCCCCAUGCUGACUUAACCGACUGCCUCAUCACAGAAACCAUAAACGCCCACGCAUGACUCACCCGAGUCGCGUUGCGUCGGUGCUAAAAGAGGGAAGUGAGCGGUUCAAACAUGCAAAUGAGAGACGGGAGCUCCCCCGCCCUCCCUCCUGCCCGGCUGAAGGUGUUCCCUUCUGUCUGCCUGCCCUAACCGCUAACCGCUAACCCCCGACCUCUUUCCCAUGUCGACCUGAACAUGGAGGCAGCGGAUACAGACAGUAGCGUCAACCUGAUCCGUCCCUCCAAACCCUACACACACACACCGCACACAUAGCCUACAUACACACGCAUCGACUGUUAAAAACCCACACGACGUGGUGUUCCCUCUUCUCACGAGUGGAAUUAGCCUUAUUCGAUGGCAGGAAGCCGGUUCAAAGCUUUCGUGUUCCAUGUCAGGGCAGUGCAGAGCAGACACACGUAGUAUGUCGUGCAUAGCAGCCACCCACCAAACCAAACUCCUGGGCGCUCCGCUCCACUCCACUCUCCUGUUGUACCUUUGGUGGCCAUGAUGAGUCAGCCCGUCAGCCACCUGCAGGGAGGAGGUUCCCAGUGCCCACUGCUGUUUUCCAGUCCUUAGCUUCCAAACAGCACUUCUCCUCCUACUCUGUCUAUCACGCUCUCUCUCUCUCUCUCUCUCUCUCUCUCUCUCUCUCUCUCUCUCUCUCUCUCUCUCUCUCUCUCUCUCUCUCUCUCUCGCUCUCUCUCUCUCGUGCUAUCAGUUGUGAAAAACAGGAGGGGGUUUUGAGAUUGAUGUCAGAAAGGCAGAAGAAUGAAAAACUGCGCCAGGUUGUCUCCACUGCAGGUUUUUGCUGCAGUUUUGUUGUUUUUUUGUAUGCUGUUUGACACUAGGUUCAAAACAAACACCUUUGUGAAGUGCCUCUGUAGCCAUUAAUGAACUUCCAGCUGAAAAAAUAAAAUAAACGCUCUCCAAAACUGAAAA
Engraulis encrasicolus (European anchovy) is the source of this 6848-nucleotide messenger RNA. It is a transcript of the gene dnm2a, whose product is annotated as dynamin 2a. Gene Ontology annotation, molecular function: microtubule binding; GTP binding; GTPase activity. Gene Ontology annotation, biological process: synaptic vesicle endocytosis. Lineage: Eukaryota; Metazoa; Chordata; Actinopteri; Clupeiformes; Engraulidae. The transcript is spliced from 22 exons. The record is from RefSeq and is a predicted model, not a curated record. Gene Ontology annotation, cellular component: synapse; cytoplasm; membrane. The coding region runs from base 312 to 2969 and encodes 885 amino acids.